This is a messenger RNA of Diceros bicornis minor, 1782 nucleotides long. RefSeq names its product BCDIN3 domain containing RNA methyltransferase (gene BCDIN3D). Gene Ontology annotation, molecular function: O-methyltransferase activity; RNA methyltransferase activity. Bases 31 to 909 code for a protein of 292 amino acids. Gene Ontology annotation, biological process: negative regulation of pre-miRNA processing; miRNA metabolic process. Gene Ontology annotation, cellular component: cytoplasm. Lineage: Eukaryota; Metazoa; Chordata; Mammalia; Perissodactyla; Rhinocerotidae. The record is from RefSeq and is a predicted model, not a curated record. The transcript is spliced from 2 exons.
CCGCGGGACCCAGAGGCCAGACUGAGGCUAAUGGCGGCGUCCAGGAAGCAGCCCACCCGGGGCGUGGAGGAGGCCGCGGCGGAAGACGAACGGCGAAUUCUGGAACCCGGGGCCGCCCCGUUCGGAAAUUUCCCUCAUUAUUCCCGCUUCCACCCUCCAGAGCAACGGCUCCGCCUCCUGCCCCCGGAGCUCCUUCGCCGGCUCUUCCCUCGGGGUCCCGAGACGAGGCCGAUCCUGGGGCUCGACGUGGGGUGUAACUCCGGGGAUCUGAGUGUGGCUCUAUACAAACACUUCCUUUCCCUACGUGAUGGGGAGACCUGCUCAGAUGCCUCAAGAGAACUCCAUUUCCUCUGCUGUGACAUAGAUCCAGACCUGGUGGAGCGAGCUGAAAAAGAAUGCCCUUUUCCUGAUGCCUUGACCUUUAUCACCCUGGACUUCAUGAACCAAAGGACCCGGAAGGUUCUCUUGAGCUCUUUCCUAAGCCAGUUUGGACGUUCAGUUUUUGACAUUGGCUUCUGCAUGUCGAUAACCAUGUGGAUUCAUCUGAACCAUGGGGACCAUGGCCUCUGGGAGUUCCUGGCCCACCUUUCCUCCCUCUGCCGCUACCUCCUUGUGGAGCCACAGCCCUGGAAGUGUUACCGGGCAGCUGCAAGGCGUCUCCGGAAGCUGGGCCUCCAUGAUUUUGACCACUUCCACUCCCUUGCCAUCCGAGGUGAUAUGGCCAAUCAGAUUGUACAGAUUUUGACCCAGGACCAUGGCAUGGAAUUAGUAUGCUGCUUUGGCAACACCAGCUGGGACCGAAGCCUUCUGCUCUUCAGGGCAAAACAAACCACAGAGACUCAUCCAAUCCCUGAAUCACUGAUAGAAGAAGGGAGAGAAAGGAACAGAUUAACAUUCUGGAGACAGUGAGAUGGGAGGGUGGGAAAAUUAGGAAAGAGAUAUUAAAAGGGUUUUAUACUAAGAAUUAAGUUCACUCUCUUUAACUCCUGAUAGUUAAGCAGCCUUAAAACCUGGCAGAAGCUUUUGGCAAAAUGUCCAAGACAUGCAACUGAAAGAAUCAGUAUCUGUUCCCCAUUGUUUGGGAUGAUCCCUGAGGACAAUACAUCUGUGGAGCAAUGAGCUGGUCUGUCUGGAUUGAGAUGGCCUAGAAAAAGUGAUCCUGGUUCUGGGAUAUGGAAGGAGCUGCUUUUGGUGGUUAUUUAGAAAGACUUGGACCAGGCUAGCCUUAGAAUGUAUCAGUUCCCUGGGCUCCUUGAAUCUAAUCUGGCUUCUGGACUUUCUCAUCUUGCCUUCUAGCAAAACCUCACAAUACAAUCUGGAAUGAAGGGCCACUGGCCCAGCUAAAGGAGAGGGUUAGUAGGGAAAACAUCUUAUCUUUCCGGAGCACGUUAAGUCUCCAACAUGCCCAAGCUCAGCACAGCAGUUACAGAUACUAACCAAGAUGCAUUGACUGGCAUUUAAAAGAUGUUUAAAAGGUUUAAAUUAUGAACCCCAAAUCCAGCUGGUACAAAUGAAAUGAAUGAAGUGGGAUUGUCUACUAUAUAUAUAAUUAUGUAUUAUACAUAAUAAAAGUGACUUGAGUAUGGUUGAGAAUGCCCUGUGAAUCUGGGGUAGAUAAGAAACUUCUGCUUUUAACCACUUUAUCCAGGGAGGUUUCAGCUCCAGAAAAAGAACCUCAUCCAAGCUCAGAACAGAAAACAUGCCAGCGAGUCAGUUAAUGCAGGACUUUUUUGUCAGCGUCCUCUGCUAAAGCACACCAAUAUGGGGGUGGGGGGCACACAC